AUGAGGUGGCCAUCACUUGGACUGGCGCUCCUCGCAGCGCAAGCUGCUGCCGACACUUCAGCGACAAUAACCAGUGCGCCUUCGACCACGUCGAGCAAGUCAGGCUCGAGUAGUCUGGAUCUGGCAGAGGCUACGACAAUCACAAACGGAACAGUCGCUUUACCAUCCGGCAGCUAUAUCACCUACAGCACAACAAUCACCCUUGCGAACGGCAAAUCCUCGGUCCUGGUGUCAACCCAAACCGCCCGCAAUGCGACGUUCACCUCGGGCAAUCAGACUGCGGUGUCAACCACUAGCUCAGACUCAUUAACGGUACUGGUGGGUGGCGGGCACACGACGACCCUCACGGGCAACAGCACAAUGAAUGCCACGGCGACCGCGACCGCGACACAAGCCCCGGUGAAGAAUACACGGCCCUGCAACGGCCAUCCUGAAUACUGCUCUCGCAGCUACUCCAAUAUCACCAUGGUUGCAGCUCAUAACAGUCCAUUUGUUCGAAAGGGCAGUGCUGCCUCAAAUCAAAUGUUACCGGUGACGACACAGCUGGAUGACGGUAUUCGCAUGUUACAAUUCGAAUCCCACUAUCGCAACGGCACCAUUAUGCUCUGCCAUACUUCAUGUGAUCUGUUAAAUGCUGGGACACUCGAAUCGUACCUCACGACGGUCAAUCAGUGGGUUCGGGAUCAUCCGUAUGAUGUUGUCACAAUCCUCAUGGUCAACAGUGACUAUGUGGACCCUGGAAAUUACACCGCUCCGGUUAUGAAUUCGGGCAUCAUGGACUUGGUUUACACAUCUCCAAAGAUCCCUAUGGCACUGCAUGACUGGCCGACAUUGUCCGACAUGAUCUUCGCGAACAAGCGGGUCGUCUUCUUCUUGGACUACCAGGCCAAUCAAACUGCUAUUCCAUGGCUCAAUGACGAGUUUUCACAAAUGUGGGAGACGCCAUUCUCCCCCACUGACCGCCAGUUCCCCUGUACAGAGCAGCGGCCGCCAGACCUAGCGCCCAAGGAUGCGAAGAACCGCAUGUACAUGGCAAACCACAACUUAAACGUGGAAUUGAACCUUGGCUCGUUGAGCAUUCUCAUCCCCAACACUGCGGUGAUUAACGAGACCAAUGCGGUCAGUGGGUAUGGCAGUCUGGGUCGCAUGGCGGACAACUGCACAGCAAUGUGGAACCGCCCACCUAACUUCCUGCUUGUUGACUAUUACAACGAGGGCAAUUUCCCCGGAUCUGUCUUUGAAGUUGCCGCCAAGAUGAACAAUGUGACCUAUAACGGUAAAUGCUGUGGACUCGUGUCGAGUGCACUCUCAAUUUUCUCAAGCGCCCAUCUGUCAACGAUCUUUAUGAUCUCGGCUGGUGUGUUCGCUUUCUCAUCUGCAUUCUAA
Messenger RNA from Penicillium diatomitis, 1386 nucleotides. Its product is annotated as PI-PLC domain-containing protein. Gene Ontology annotation, biological process: lipid metabolic process. The transcript has 3 exons. Gene Ontology annotation, molecular function: phosphoric diester hydrolase activity. NCBI's taxonomy places the organism in Eukaryota, Fungi, Ascomycota, Eurotiomycetes, Eurotiales, Aspergillaceae. The record is from RefSeq and is a predicted model, not a curated record. The coding region runs from base 1 to 1386 and encodes 461 amino acids.